Daucus carota subsp. sativus is the source of this 2433-nucleotide messenger RNA. RefSeq names its product sister chromatid cohesion 1 protein 1. The record is from RefSeq and is a predicted model, not a curated record. Gene Ontology annotation, cellular component: cohesin complex. Lineage: Eukaryota; Viridiplantae; Streptophyta; Magnoliopsida; Apiales; Apiaceae. The transcript has 20 exons. Gene Ontology annotation, molecular function: protein binding; chromatin binding. Gene Ontology annotation, biological process: meiotic sister chromatid cohesion, centromeric. The coding region runs from base 193 to 2142 and encodes 649 amino acids.
CAAAAGUUCAAAAAAUGAACAUUCACUUCGCGUGCUAGAGUCUCUGCUCCGGUAUUAUUAGCGGGUACUCGUUUUAUACAACCCCCGCCUUUUCUCGCUAGCCUUCCACUCCCAUAUAUACUCGCAUACAACCCCCCCCCCCCCCCCCCCACUCUCUCUCUCUCUCCACACACACACACGCUUAGUUUCGUAAUGUUCUACUCGCACCAACUGCUCGCUCGCAAAGCUCCGCUUGGUCAAAUAUGGAUGGCUGCAACUACACAUGCGAAGAUCAAUAAGAAGAAGCUACACAAACUCAAUAUCAUCCAAAUUUGUGAACAGAUUUUGAAUCCAUCAGUUCCAAUGGCUUUGAGACUUUCUGGAAUUCUCAUGGGGGGAGUUGUGAUUGUAUACGAACGAAAAGUGAAGCUUCUCUAUGAUGAUGUAACUCGUCUGCUGGUGGAAAUAAAUGAAGCAUGGAAAGUAAAAGGUGUACCUGAUCGGACUCUGCUUCCCAAGGGAAAAUCGCAGGCCAAGUAUGAAGCUGUUACUCUGCCAGAUAAUCAAGGUACGGAAGAGGUAGAAGAGAUUGAGCGGUCUCGACAUUUUUCCGAAUCUGCAACCAUGAUGGGCUUCCAACAACCUUCAUAUGUGUCCAUGCAUCUAGACAAUGUGGAUGUACCCUAUACUAGCAAUACUGUCAGGGAAGAUGGUCAAGCCCAGUACUACCAUCAAGUUGAUUUUGAUAAUAUCACUCUAUUUGAAGGUUUUGAUUAUUAUCAAGCUGAUACUGACCUCCACAAUCGAUUUGAAAGGUUUGACAUAGAAGAUGAUGCUGAUACACAAACAAAUUUCGCUCCAGAUGACCACACACAAAUUCCAGCUACCAUUAUUUCCUCCCCGCCUCGUCAAGAGGAGCCUAAAAAAGUGAAUGAAAAUCCCGAGAAACCUCUUAAUGACCAUGUCGACCAGCCUUUUGAAGAAGCAAAAGAAGUUACCCAGAUGGAUGAGGUUAAACAGAAGCAAGGGCCACCGCGAAAGAGAGCAAGAAGAACUGUACUUCCUGUCAUGGAUUAUGAACAAACUAUUAUUCCAGCGCAUAUAUACCAGUCUUGGCUUCAAAAUGCACCGGAUACAGUAUCAAAGAGAGGAAGGAAAAGAAAGUUUAUGGAUUCGACUCCUAUUAUGAAGAUCACUGACCUCAUGGACAUACCUCCUGUGGUACUAGUUUGUCGGCUGUUUGCAAAAGGAAAUAAACAAAUUUAUUACCCAGCAGCCCUAUUGGAACUAUGGAGGAGAUGCACCCAGCCGCCACAUGAUUCUCCUUCUGGAACUACUGCACCUCAGCCACCUGCAGCUUCUUCAUCUUCCCAUUCAGAAAGAUUGCACCAUCAGGAUCCAGAUGGAUUUCCUCAUGGCGAUUAUCACACUGGAGUCAGCUCCCAGCCCUCUGAAAUAUCCAUAGAGAAGCAAAGAAAUACUCUUGAAAACAAUGAGAUGCCGACGGAAAUACUAAUGGAAGAGCUAAGAAACAAUCUUAAGAAUUUUGGAAUUGGAGCAGCCAGUGCCAAUGGAGUGUCUGCAACCAAGGCUAGUGGAGUGUCUGCAACCAAGGCUAGUGGAGUGCCUGCAGCCAAGGCUAGCAUGAUUUCACCCAGUAAUUCUGGAGGGGAAGAAUUUGGAUCCAUCCCCAGCUCGGGUUCUGGACAUGCCUUUCCAACACAUAGCACAGAAGCCAAUACUAAAUGGUCCAACAAGAAAAGAUCAUACUCCUCAACUAGAAAUCUUGAAACUGUUGCAGAGGAGACCACAUGGCAGAAUCUUGAUCCAGAUUUCAAGUUAACUAGCACGCCAGAGAAUGGUUCGACACUUGAUAAUGAACUGAUGGUGGAAACAGGACCUACUCAGACUCAAAAAUAUCCUGUGGCUGAUCAACCCCUGGAUCAGAUUACUGAUGCUAUCCGGAGGCACCUGAAGAUACACUUUGAUACACCAGGAUGCCCAACAAUAGAAUCAGUGAACCAGCUAGCCUUUGGAAUGAAUAGGAAAAGAGCAGCAUGUUUCUUUCAUCAGAUAUGUGUUCUUGCUACUCUCGGUUGCAUUAGAAUUCAACAGAAGGUGCCUUACGGAGACAUAUUCAUUUCUCGGGGUGCCAAGAUGUGAAGGUUCGAAGAAACUCCUUAUAUUAUGUUUCCCACUAUGCUUUAUUUAAAUUUAGCAUUCUCGAGCCAUAGGUAUACUGUGAUUCAUUUAGAGCAUCACAUUGUGCAGCUUAGAUAUAUUGAGAUAAUGAGGUCUUUCUUUUGUGCUCAGAAGAUGAGUAGUUUUAUCUAUUAUUAUUUUGUUACGGAAACUUGUAGACAAUUUCUAUAACAUAUAAACCUUACCUGGUCUGGCUAUACUUCUGCCGUGGAAUGCUAAAAUUCAGUUAUCCAAGCUUCUUGACCAUUGUCA